CGAUCGAAAUACGGCGGCGUCAAGUGCAAAAAUCUGAAAUCAAAACAACCAUAAUUUGUAACAAAAAAGCGCAACGAAAUAAUGUAAACGAGCAAACAACAAACAAACAAGCAAAGCAAUGGCCGCUGCGUCCGAAACUCCCCCGGCUGAUGCCGCAUGGAUAAACUUCUGCGAAAGACAUGCCCAAGCGGCCGCUCAGGAUUUCUCCAAAAGUUGCGCUCAGUUCAUCAAUGUGAACUUACCCGAACACGCCAAGUCCACCGUCACUCACAAGGACUUCCUGCGAAAGUACCUCGAAUUCUUCAAAGACCAGUUUGAAAUGGACUUCAACAAGAGGCGGUUACACAACACUAAAAUAUCGAAUGGGGUGAGUUCGAAGAGCGAGGAAGAACCAUUAGAAAACGAAGACGGGUCACCCAAAAUGCAACACAAACCGUUCUUUAGAAGACUCAGCUUUAAAGUGCUGAGAAAAAGCAAAGACUUAUUCCACAAGCAACAUUCAGAGGACACAGACCUGACUCACAGUAAAACUAAGCUAGCAAAGAUCGUCGUCGAAUGCAGGAAGGAAGGUAUAGUCAAUUACUCGACUCCGGAAAGCCUCGACCAGCCCGGAGGCCCCCCGAAAUGGGAGAAAUGCCGUUUACAACUAGUAAAAGCCACUGGAGGUUACAUGCUCGAGUUCUAUUCGCCCCCAAAGAAUCAAAAACCCCGAAGCGGAGUGUUUUGCGCAUUGAUAACAGAAGCCAGAGAAACGACUGCUUUAGAAAUGCCAGAUCACGAGAACACCUUCGUAUUGAAAGCCAGCAACAACAUGGAGUUUGUGAUCGAAGCCCUAGACACCGACGACAUGAGAUCCUGGCUGGCCACCAUUCGAUACUGCAUGAGAUCAGGCCCCAGCGGUCAAGAAUCCUCUGCCGGAGAACACAAAGACUACCAUCACCCCGAAGCGCCGGACCUGCCUCCGAGGCAUCUGGCUGGCCGAGGCGGCGACCGGUUGUCGUCGAGCUCGAACUUCGAGAUUUGUCCGAAUACCGGUGAACCGGUGAAUCCUAUGGAGAGUGAUAUAGGGCAGACGUUGAAGAAGGAAUUGUGGUUUCACGGCAUGCUGGGCAGGACUGAAGCCGCUCAGCAAGUACUGCACGACGGGGCUACGGGACAUGGAAGGUUUUUGGUCAGGCAGAGCGAAACUAGGACCGGAGAAUUUGUGUUAACCUUCAAUUUCCAGGGACGUGCGAAGCAUCUUCGAAUGACAAUAAACGAGCAGGGCCAGUGUAGGGUCCAGCACUUUUGGUUCCAAUCGAUCUACGAGAUGCUGGAGCACUUCCGAUCGCAGCCCAUUCCGUUGGAGAGCGGCGGCAAUUCGGACGUGACGCUCACCGAUUACAUUCUGAAUCCGAACGCGAGACAGCAGCACCAAGGUUCGACGGGCCGGAGCCCGACGGGCGUCGGCGUCGCGGCGCCACAGCCGGCGCUGACGAACGGACAGGGCCAGGAGCGCCGGGCGCCGCCCGUCCCCGAACCCAGACAAGUUCAAACGCACAAUGGGAGUGUUAGAACUCAGGAGACUUCGAUCGAGCAAAUUCAGGCUGAGGCUUCAAAUAGGGCCGUUGAAAAUCAGUAUAGUUUCGUAUAAGUAACUGUAUAAAGGGAACUUCAUCGGUUUUCCAUAUAUAGCUCGUCUUACUUUACAGACUUCUUAGUUUGUGAAACCAAAUUAGUUUUCUUGUGUAUAAUAAAAAAGCUGCCAAAAAACCUACGACAAUCAUUCGAAUUGUUUUUAGGUUUAAUUAUAUAUGGAAAAUCGAUUAUUAUCACAUGUUAUAGUCACAAAUUAGGAAUUGCAAUUACUUCUUAAAAUUUUUCAUGUCUUAUUUGAAAAUGUAUUUAAAAUGAUAGUGUUCUUUCUCAGGGUUAUUGUUUCUUAACAAUUGUUGGAAAUAUUACGCAGACUGUUUUAGGAUAAGAAUAAUUUCUAGAUUAAUAAGUGACUAAUUAAACGAAUAUCGCUUUAAAAAUUAAUUAAUUCAUUAUAGCAAUUAUGGAAUAAAGUUAAUUGUGACGUUUAACUUUUGUUCGGCUCAUCCCAAACACGCUUUUUCUUUUCAAUUAAGUAACAUCCUUUUCAUAUGCCGAGCGGACAACUCCG
Molecule: messenger RNA, 2146 nt
Organism: Phyllotreta striolata
Lineage: Eukaryota; Metazoa; Arthropoda; Insecta; Coleoptera; Chrysomelidae
Source: the annotation of a GenBank genome assembly